Messenger RNA from Ectocarpus siliculosus, 408 nucleotides. Lineage: Eukaryota; Phaeophyceae; Ectocarpales; Ectocarpaceae. The record is from the annotation of a GenBank genome assembly.
AUGGCAGAGGAAGCUAAACGCUGGAGACAGGCAUCGCCCACUCAUUUACGUAGUAGGCUGGUCCAGUUUGUUUGGUCCGAAAAAUCGUCGGCAAACACGCAGCCUGUUGUGCUACACAUGAUGAGGCUUCCAUUGCUACGCGAUUGGCUCGCCAAUGCAAUAUAUACGCUUCUUUUGGGCGCCUCGUUAAUCUUGUAACUAGCAUUUACCCCUGGCACCCGUGUCGCAGGUGGGGUAGAAACUCUCAGUGACUCGAUACUCGUUACGUGUCCGUCGGAUUUCCAUCCACGGCAAACAAACUUACUUCGUUUUCCUCGAACGCACCCACGGCGGCAGCGGCAGCGGCCUCGACAACAACAACAGCAACGCCGCCUACAAAAUACGCACAGAGAACAAGUGAUGAAGAGU